This is a messenger RNA of Didymodactylos carnosus, 507 nucleotides long. The record is from the annotation of a GenBank genome assembly. Lineage: Eukaryota; Metazoa; Rotifera; Eurotatoria; Philodinida; Philodinidae.
GCACGUUCAUGUAAAUUAUUGAGUAACAUCGAAUUUUUACGAAAAGGCAGUAUAAUUAUACGUGAAAAUGAAAACAUUUUGGGUGAAUUAAUGCUCCCAUAUGAUAUAUAUCCAAAUAGUUCAUAUGAUUUUGUUCUUGGUACAGAUCCCGAUGUGACAUAUGAAGAAGAAGUUAUUAUGAAACAAGAUUGUAGAGUUAAUAAAUCAAGCACAGAUUCGUACACAUCAUAUACAAACAGAAGAACAAUAUAUCAAAUUAAUGGUGAAAUACGAAAUUUUAAAACUAAUGAAAUUAAUGUACAAUAUAUAACCGGUGGUAACACUGGAAAUAAUUAUGGUGUGAAAAUUCUUAAACCAGAAACCGAUGAGUUUAAUUCAUCCAGAAUGCAUUUCACAUAUGUUAUACCUGGUGAGCAUGUAAAAGAAUAUAGUUAUACAAUACAAAGUGAUAGUUAUACUUAUGGUUAUGGAGCACAAAGUGUUGGUUAUAGUAGUGAUAGUUAUUGA